Aspergillus calidoustus is the source of this 1116-nucleotide messenger RNA. The record is from the annotation of a GenBank genome assembly. Lineage: Eukaryota; Fungi; Ascomycota; Eurotiomycetes; Eurotiales; Aspergillaceae.
AUGAGCGAAACGCCCGGUCGCCGACGUUGGUGGACAACGGACGAGGACCGGAUUUUGCAAGAGGAGGUCAAAACCCAAUUACAAAACGACGGCCCAGAUGGCUCAAGGAACUGGAGCGCAAUAGCCGAGAAACUCCCGGGCCGAAGCAACAAAGACUGCCGCAAGCGGUGGACGAAGAUCAGUCUGAGCAGUCGCAAAGGGACGUGGAGUGGGGCGGAAGAUCAUCUCCUUCGCAAGGCUGUGGCCAAGGUCGGAUUUCAGUGGACGAAGGUUGCGGAGAUGGUGGGGAGUCGGCAUCCAGAUCAAUGCGCGAAGCGGUGGCAUCACUCGCUGGAUCCGAAUGUGAAGCGCGGUCCGUGGGCUCCGGAUGAAGAUGCGGCUUUGCUCGAUGCUGUGCAGAGGGUUGGGCGGGACUGGAAGGAGAUUGGGCGUGAGCUGUUUCCUAGUCGGUCUACGACUGAUAUCAAGAACCGCUACGUAAUCCUCAGCCGCCGCCGCGGCAUCUCCAUGUCUAGCCAGGACAACGCUUUGACAAUCGACAGCGGCGCUUGCAGUGAUACACAGAUUAUGGAAUCCGAGGACCACAACCAAGUGGACCUUCUCAGGCCCGGGAUGGAUCUAUCGCUAGUAAAUACGCCGUGCGACUCGGGCAUCCUCAACCUAACAGCGGACGACUUGAACAUAAAUAUGAACAUGAACAUGCCCUUUACCUCCGACCUCCCAUCGUACCUCUUCGAAACUGGACGGAGUUUCCAACAUACAGAUAUAACAACAGACCACACAUUUGAACAAUACGCACAGCAAACGCACGAUAUGCCAGAUUGGUCAACGUUCGAGCCGCCACUCCCACCACCCCACUUUUCCCUCCUCUCCCCACACUCGCCAGCCUCAGAACUCGAGCUAGAAAGCUGCGAUCCAAGCCUGUUGAUGAAUAAUGGUGGGAGUGUCAGCACCAGCAGUGUGCCCGAAACCCCAGGGUUAUUAUUGGACAUUCCAUCCGACUCGAGUACACUCGUCCUCGAGGACCUACGACCCGAGACCGUGAAUCUGGUCAUCGAUACGCUGUUGCGAACGAAUUCGAAGUUCGGAAUGCGGCUGUAUAAUACGGGCUCAUGA